Rhodamnia argentea is the source of this 1785-nucleotide messenger RNA. Its product is annotated as dual-specificity RNA methyltransferase RlmN. Gene Ontology annotation, biological process: rRNA base methylation; tRNA methylation. Gene Ontology annotation, molecular function: RNA methyltransferase activity; iron-sulfur cluster binding. The transcript has 9 exons. Lineage: Eukaryota; Viridiplantae; Streptophyta; Magnoliopsida; Myrtales; Myrtaceae. The coding region runs from base 125 to 1243 and encodes 372 amino acids. The record is from RefSeq and is a predicted model, not a curated record.
UGCGCAUAAUUUGUGUCUCGACCGCCGUCUGACUAUCUGCCAAGCGGCGGCGAGCUCUCCCGGCGAAACCAAUCGAAAGGCGUAAAGGUGGAACGCUCGGAGCUCAAGAAGUCCACGCCUUGCAAUGGCGUAUCGUUCGGUGUUCGACGCUGGCGAAAUCACGUCGGAGUUCGACAAGGCCGGAAUCAGCUCUCAUUUCAUCCCCUGCAUUUGGAAAUGGGUGGCGCGAAACCCUAGCUGCGAGUGGAGCGACAUACCGUCGUUGCCCUCCGCCGCGUACUCGCUGCUGAAUUCAAAGUUCAAGCCUUUGACCUCGACCCUUCACUCCCGAGUCGAUUCUAGCGACCAAGUCACCACCAAACUUCUCAUCAAGUUACAGAAUGAGGCUUUUGUGGAGGCUGUGAUCAUGACAUACGAUACACGCCUAGGCAAAUAUUGUGGGAAACCCCGUCCAGGAGGUCCCAGGUCAACUCUAUGCGUAUCGUCUCAGGUUGGUUGCAAAAUGGGGUGCAAAUUCUGUGCCACCGGAAGCAUGGGAUUCAAAAGCCAUUUAUCAUCUGGAGAAAUCGUGGAACAAUUGGUUCAUGCCUCUCAUAUAUCCUCUGUACGGAAUGUCGUAUUCAUGGGAAUGGGAGAACCUUUGAAUAAUUAUACUGCAGUAGUGGAAGCUAUCCGUGUGAUGACCAGGUCACCAUUCCAGUUGUCACUAAAGAGAAUAACUGUGUCAACGGUUGGUGUCACUCAUGCUAUUAGCAAGCUUCAUAAUGAUCUACCGGGCGUGAACUUAGCUGUAUCAUUGCAUGCGCCAGUUCAAGACAUCCGUUGUCAGAUAAUGCCUGCCGCUCGUGCUUUUCCUCUGGAAAGACUUAUGGACACAUUGCAAGUAUAUCAAAAGAACAGUAAGCAGAAAAUCUUUAUCGAGUACAUAAUGCUCAAUGGAGUAAAUGAUGAAGAUCAGCAUGCCCACCAACUGGGCAAGUUGCUGGAGACAUUUGAUGUCGUUGUGAACUUGAUACCUUUCAAUCCAAUCGGCAGUAUUAGUCAUUUUAGAUCAAGCAGCGAUAUCAAAGUAUCAACUUUCCAGAAAGUGCUUAGGGGUACUUAUAACAUCCGCACAACAGUUCGUAAGCAAAUGGGUCAGGAUAUAAGUGGCGCAUGUGGUCAGUUGGUUGUGAAUCUUCCCAACAAGAGAUCCUCAGUUAAUGCGGAGCUCCUAACUGAUAUAGAGGAUAUACAUCUUUGAGUUUGUCAAAUCUGUUUGAGGAAGCAUUGGAGACUGGAUUUACUUGGACAAAGUGAGUACCGACAAAGUUCUCAGACAGUAGAUCGGUUGGACGGCUCACAAAUUCAGGAUUAGAAGUUGCCCAUUUCAGAGCUGUUCAAGUAAAGACUUUUACCCGUUGUCAAACCAUGGUUUAACAACCUAAUACGAGUUGAAACUCCCAAUUCCCCAGGUCACUGAUGUGACUCACAGUUGCAGAAGAUCUGACCGGCUAAUGUUUAUAUGUGCUCUCGCAUUCUUUCUGCUGAGAAGCGAUGCCACAAAAGGAUUUUCCAUUCUUGCUGAUACUUUGCCCCAUUUCCCAGCAAAUGAUGAGGAAAAGAUCGAGAUGAAGGGUUUGCAUUUUGCUUGAUGUAUUGAUUUUCUUACUCGUUUCUAGUUUUUGUUUCUUUGGUUCCCUUGUAUUGAGCCUUCUUAUUCAGUGGAUGCAUCGAUUUGAUUGGUCAUUAUGUCAUGAAGUUUUGCCUCAUUGUAUCAAAGGAUCAAGACCGAGUUAAUGCAAA